Oryzias latipes (Japanese medaka) is the source of this 1551-nucleotide messenger RNA. RefSeq names its product snail family zinc finger 1b (gene snai1b). The record is from RefSeq and is a predicted model, not a curated record. Gene Ontology annotation, biological process: regulation of transcription by RNA polymerase II. Gene Ontology annotation, molecular function: RNA polymerase II cis-regulatory region sequence-specific DNA binding; DNA-binding transcription factor activity, RNA polymerase II-specific. Lineage: Eukaryota; Metazoa; Chordata; Actinopteri; Beloniformes; Adrianichthyidae.
GCCUGCAGCGCGCACCCUCCCGCCGCACAGAAGACUGCUUUACGAUGCUAAACACCACCGAUGAAGAGUGAGACAUUCCUGUCUGAUGGCCGGCGACCUCAUAUUUAUGACCACACAGAGUUUUCUGACAAUGACUUUGGGUAAAUCAAAGAUGCAUACUCACAGGAUGAUUGAUUGUCACUUCCAAACUACUUCAGUUGGAUUAAUCAGAGCUCAGCAUGCCUCGAUCAUUUCUUGUCAAGAAGUAUUUUUCGUCUAAGAAGCCUUGCUACAGAGAGAAUCACCUGGAGAGUCAAAGAGCUUUUGUCCCAGAGAGUUUUCCAAAGGCUGAACUUCCUACCCAGAACCACAGCUCUGCUCUGACCUGCAACACCACCACCCCGUUCUGCACCAGCUUUGUCACACCUGCACCAGUCUCCCCCAUCACACCACCCUCUUCUAUGCCACUGGCACCUCUGGACCUCAGCAGCUCUUCCUCCAGCAGUAGUGGUGAAGAAGAAGAGGAUGGAGGACGCUCAUCAGACCCACCUAGUCCAGAUGCAGUCCACCACAUCUACCAAUGCCUGCAUUGCAAUAAAAGCUACAGCAGCCUUGCAUCACUCUCCCACCACCAGAUAUCCCACCAGCAGCUUGUUUCAGCUCAACAGACUCCCUCUCUGUCCGGCGAAGCUUCCAUCCGACCGGUCUUUCACUGCAAACACUGCUCAAAGAAGUACACCAGCUUGGGAGCUCUGAAGAUGCACAUCCGCUCUCACACUCUGCCGUGCGUGUGCCCUACCUGUGGUAAGGCCUUCUCCAGGCCAUGGCUUCUCAGAGGACACAUUCGCACACAUACAGGCGAACGACCCUUUGCUUGCCAACACUGUAACCGGGCCUUCGCUGACCGCUCCAACCUGCGUGCACAUUUGCAGACCCACUCUGAAGUGAAGAAGUACCAGUGCAGCUCCUGCUCUCGGACCUUCAGCCGCAUGUCUUUGCUGCACAAACACUGUGCCUCUGGAUCCUGCUGUGCCUCAUAGAUCUACUGUUUUAGGUGUCCAAAGAGAAAGGAACCUACAGAUUUAGAUGAUACAAAACUGCAAAGGUCUGCAGUUUUUUAAGGACUUUACAUCUUAUAAUUGUAAGUUCAACAUUUUGGCUGCAUUCUGUCAACUCUGUGAUUUAAGGGCAGCUGGACAUUCACUUAAUUCCCAAGAAACUUGACUGGUGCCGGCCGGUCCGGGACCCUAGCCACACUACAGCUGCUGGGGUGUGUUUGUAUGCACGAAUGUCAUUCCUCACCAUACUAUACAUGCAUGAUGUGUGGGUGUUGAGACAGCUGUCUGUGUAUGGUGCAGCGCAGGCAAACUGCUGAGAGACAUGCCACCUCCACAACAGGUGACGCACACUCCUCGCUGUGGUCAUGCCCAGACCAUAUUUUCCAGACCGAUUUGACCAAAAUGAUUCCUUAUGAUUACUUAACAUUGUGUUGUCCAAUUUAUAAAGCAUUUUGUUAACUUUUUAAGGUAUAUACAUUUUAAUGCCGUUUGUAAAUAAAGUUUUUUAAGUCAG